Vespa crabro (European hornet) is the source of this 1639-nucleotide messenger RNA. RefSeq names its product 39S ribosomal protein L44, mitochondrial (gene mRpL44). Bases 117 to 1064 code for a protein of 315 amino acids. Gene Ontology annotation, biological process: RNA processing. The record is from RefSeq and is a predicted model, not a curated record. The transcript is spliced from 6 exons. NCBI's taxonomy places the organism in Eukaryota, Metazoa, Arthropoda, Insecta, Hymenoptera, Vespidae. Gene Ontology annotation, molecular function: double-stranded RNA binding; ribonuclease III activity.
AAUAUAACAAUAAUGUACACAUGUUUUAGUUACAAAGUUACAAAAAUUUGUAAUUACUACGAAUUCUACAAUUAAUAACAAAGGAUUUGAUAUAUUAAUUCAAUAUUACAAUAAAAAUGAAUGCUUUGCGUUCACUGACAAAAGCAUUUGUUCUAAAUAGAGGAUGUAAAACUGUUCAAUUAGAAACUAGAAGAUUUAUAAAACGAUGGGUUGCUCCAACACAAAUGGUAAUUACAAAAAGGAAAAAAAAGAUUGGGACACAGAUAGAACCUAUUCGUAGUAAUUUUCUGGAAUGGAACAGAAAUGCAGAACUUUAUGCAUUUAAUGAAAGACUUAGCGAAAAAUUUGAUCCAGAAUUAUUAGAACAAGCAUUGAUUCAUAAAUCUUACGUUAUUAAAGAAGAAGAAAUGCAGAAGCAACAAGGAAUAUCAGAUCCUAAACUUGAUUUAAGGGAUAAUAGAGAUCUUAUACAAGAUGGAAAAAAUUUUGUUUCUAAAGUUGUACACAAAUAUUUACUUGAAAGUUUGCCUAAUUUACCAGACAACGGUAUUAUGAGUAUUCACAGUUAUCUCUUAAGCGAAGAAUCAUUGGCUAAUUCAUCUUUACACCUUGGAACAACAGAUUUAAUAUUAACUGAAGAAUAUCCUGUUUCGAGCAAAACAUUAGCUGAUACAUUUCUUGCCCUUGUAGCAGCUCUUGUUCAAAGUGUUAAUGCUAAUCAUGCUGCUAUAUUUGUUCGUGAUUUUUUAAUAACAACAUUAGCAGAAAAAGAGCUGCCUAAUAUAUGGUGUCCAAGUAAUCCUCUACAAGAAUUAAAUGAUAUUCUUUUGAAAGAAGGCAGAGGACCUGCAGAACCAAGAAUCAUUGGAGAAACAGGAAUAAAUACUCUUUUGUCGUCGUAUCGUAUUGCGGUUUAUUCGGAUAAACAAUGUUUAGGUAUUGGAUGUGGUGCAAAUAUUCAUGAGGCAAAGGAAGUGGCUGUAAUUAAUGCUUUAUGCAAAAUAUAUGGAUUGUUAGAUUCUAGUCGUCCUAUAAAAUUUGACAAAGUUAUUGAGAUGGAUUAGCAAUAGAUGAGCCAAUAAGAAUUGAGGAUUUAAUCGCAACGCCAUCUGUCAUAAAAAUCAACAAUCACAACUUUUAAAAGGAUCACAGUAAAUCUAAGUUAUGUGUAAACCAUGAUAUAUUACAAGAAGAGAAAUGUGCAAUUAACUUCAUUGUUCUUCUGCUGAGUAAUGAACGUUGCUCGCUCAGUUGAAAAACUUUGACGAGGUUUUUUUUAUCGAUAAUGACGAGAUCAAGAUAGAAAAAGAAUUUAAGUCGUCGUUUGCAACAUUGACGAUUACAUCAAAAGUUGAAAUAAGAGAGAAAGAGAGUAUCGAAAUAUAUACGGAAUUAUCAUAAGAGUAAACAAAAAAGAUGUAUAAUUUUACGAAAUAAUUUAUCAAAAUCAAUCUAAAAAGAAACGUAAAAAUUGGUGCGUAAAAUAAAAUCAUUUUAAAUAUGUAUUUAAAGAAAAAAAAAAAAAAAAAAAGAAAAAAUCUUACAAUUUAAUCAUGAAAAUCGACGAGAGCAAUAGCGUGACGUAGCGUGAAUAAUGGCUAAUAUAUAUAUACACAUACGUAUAUACAUAACAAACAUA